This is a messenger RNA of Durio zibethinus, 715 nucleotides long. Lineage: Eukaryota; Viridiplantae; Streptophyta; Magnoliopsida; Malvales; Malvaceae. The record is from RefSeq and is a predicted model, not a curated record.
CCAUUGCCUCUAUUAAAAAUCUUGCGAUACCUUCUACAGCUUGGCCCGCAGCAGUACCUUGACCAACUCCAGGUCCAAUAGAAGCAAGCCCGACAGCCAACCCAGCAGCAAUAACGGAAGCGGCAGAAACCAGUGGAUUCAUGAUAAGUUCCUCGCACCAAAAUAAAGAAAUGGUUAAUGAUACAAUCAUCCAAUGAAUUUAAAGUCAAGAGGUAAGGCUUGGUAGCUGUCCAUGCAAGGAAGCAAGCGAAGGAAAGGUGCCAAGCAAGGCAAAGCGGUACCAAUACCAAUUCCUUCCUUUCUAUGUCUUUCAUUCCGGGCCCUUUACAACUAUAGUAUGAAGCCAGUUCCUUUCCUGCGGCCACUCUGUCUUUUUCAUUCCCCACUUCAAUGCGCCAAUCAAUGCGCUACGCUGGCAAAAGGGCUGUCAGAAAGAGUCCAAUCCCGAGGAGAGUUCAUGCGUGAAGUUUCUUUGUUGAAUGAAGGUGAGUUCAAGGGCUUCUUUGAUCGGGAAAUGCACGCACUUCUUUGGUUGUCGUUAAGGUCCCUUCCCACAAAGUUCAAGAUGUCCCUUUCCGCUUCUCUUUCAGCUACUUCCCUCAUUGGGAUUGGUCAAGCUCCUUCACUUAUUGAUUAUCAUGAAAAGGAAAAGGUUCAAAGAGGCAUAUAUUCACUAGAAUUCCUAAAGAAAUUUGGGUGGUCAAGUGAUAUGUAA